Molecule: messenger RNA, 1250 nt
Organism: Myzus persicae (green peach aphid)
Lineage: Eukaryota; Metazoa; Arthropoda; Insecta; Hemiptera; Aphididae
Exons: 1
Coding region: 293-1048 (251 amino acids)
Source: RefSeq, a predicted model, not a curated record
CCGGGCUUGUUUUAAUUUAAAUAUUUAUAGAAACUAUAGUACUUCAAAACAUUGUUUAUAAAGUAAAUCCUCAAUCGACAGUCACACAUAAAAUAUUUAAUAUAAACCAAUUUAAUAUAAACAUAUUUUUACAAAAUAGAAUAUAUUAAUAUGUUAAGCUUGUAGUGUUAUAGUGGUACUUAUUAUUAGGUACUUAAAUUAAUUUAGCUUUAUUUUUAUAUAGAUAAAUGAUAUAUUUGUUACAUCUGCUUUUUGCUUACUUCAAAGAAAAACACAAUCAACUUACGAAGUAAUGUUCAAAGCCAUUAUCUCUGAGUGUGAAAAGAGAGACAUUUUUCCUGAUCCAUCUCAUAUUCAUGUAGAUUUUGAAAAGGCCAUUAUUCAAGCUAUUCGUAAUGUUUUUGGUGAACAUUCAGAAGUUAAAGGUUGUUAUUACCAUUUAACACAAAGCACGCAUAGGAAAAUCCAGCAGCUUGGUUUGGAAAAUUUGUACCGUGAAAAUGAUGAGUUCAUGUUAUUUUGUGGACAAGUUGAUAGUUUGGCUUUUUUGCCGGUAUCUGACAUAUUUGAAGGAAUGUCUCAUUUACGUAAAAUCAUGCCCGAAGAAGCACAUGACUUGGUGGAAUAUUUUGAUCAAACCUACGUAAAUGGGACAUACAGACGUAUUGGCCAAGGAAAUAAAUUGAAAUUCCGAAAAGUACCACCUCUUUUUCCACCUGAAAUUUGGAAUGUACACGAAAGUACAUUACAUAAUAUCGAGCGUACAAAUAACCAAACUGAAGGUUUCAAUAAUCGAUUUUCUAAGUUGGUAAGCCAUAAGCACCCUUCUAUUUGGAACCUCAUUAAGAAAAUGACACUGGAAGUUGCAGCCGAUGAGACAAAACUCCAGCAACGGUUAUUAGGCACAGUGCAACCAAAAAAAAAACUUAAGAAGUAUGAAAAAAUGCAAUUCAAUUUAAAUAAAAUAUGUGAAGAGUAUAGAGAUAAGCAACGUGAUCUACCAAAUGUUUUAUUAGCCAUAUCUCAUACCACAAGGUUUACACUAUAAAUUAUAUUAUGAUAAAUUUAUGUUUUAUAUUGACGCAAUAUUAAUCCAAUAUGCAUUUAAUUUUAUACUUGAAAUUUUAUGUUAACUUAUUAGGUGUACAUUUUUGCUAUACUUAUACGUUAUACACUUAUGCCUGUAGGUACCUAUGCCUUUUUUUCAUUUGCUUUUUUUUCCUUGUGCUUUUAUUUCAUUUGUUUUUUUU